Stegostoma tigrinum is the source of this 1237-nucleotide messenger RNA. It is a transcript of the gene tmem242, whose product is annotated as transmembrane protein 242. The record is from RefSeq and is a predicted model, not a curated record. The transcript is spliced from 4 exons. NCBI's taxonomy places the organism in Eukaryota, Metazoa, Chordata, Chondrichthyes, Orectolobiformes, Stegostomatidae. Bases 280 to 768 code for a protein of 162 amino acids.
GCGUUCCUGUGUUUUUAACCUGACUGCCUCUAUGUGGGUUCGCUUCAAGGAUGUUAUCGACCCGAAGUUAACAGCUUAACGAUCGCUUCUUUCUGUGUACUUAUUAAUCACCUUGUGGGUAGGAAUGUAAAGUGAAGAAUUGUGAUAAUAAAUAUACAUUACCAGGAAGUAGGGUUUGACCUAUUAGCUCGCCAAAGAAUGUAUAUUAGAAAUGUCAGAUUGCAUUCGAGGUUUUUAUUUUAAAGGUGACAGGCAGAUAGUUUAUUCUGGUUUUCGUCAAUGGAGAUGGCAACUGAUAAAAACACAGUCAGUUUCGAAGACACUAAAUGUGAUUGUGAUAUGAGAGAGCCGGUUCUACGGGCCCACAACGAGAUACUCGAGUCUUCUGCUGAAAACAAAGUGCAGAUGAUUAAAGGUGGUCUGUUCCUUGGGUCAGUAGCCACAGCUGGGAUGCUAGCAGGUUUUGGCACAACUCUUGCAAUAGCAAAAAAGAAAAAUCCUGGAUGGUUCAAUAAGGGACUAAAUGCAACUGUUGCUGUUCCUGAGAGUGGGGCAUUACUGGCCUUGAGAGCCCUAGGCUGGGGUUCUCUUUAUGCUUGGUGUGGGGUUGGUUUGGUUAGUCUUACAAUCUGGAAGGCUUUAGGAGUACACAGUCUGACAGAAUUCCAAGAAAAGAUGCAAUCAAUGUUUCCUGAAAUUCCAAAAAGCACAGGAGUAUCACAGAGUGCUGAGCAACUCACUUUGGAAAAUCUGUUCAAAUCAAAGUAGUUGGUACUGAUUAGUAUGCAUAUAUAAAAAGGAAAAAAAAACAAACAUGCAACUUUUAUACAUUAUGGAAUUAUUGAAAAAUCCUGUCUUUCGCCACCCUCACCCCUUAAUAUUGUUCCAUAGUGUAGCUUUGUUCACUGCAGUUAUCCCUAAGUCAUUCUAGAUUAUUUUUAUUUGCUGCAGCACAACUUUGAGCCUCAAAGCCAUUGAAUGUACCUGUGCAUAUUUUAAAUAAAUGCAAGUGGUCUUUGAGGAGUGGCAGAUGGAGAUUAAUUUAGAUGAAUAUGAAGUGCUGCAUUUUGGAAAGGCAAGUCAGGGCAGACUUUAUACACAUGGUGAUAAGGUCCUGGGGAGUGUUGCUGAACAAGGAGUCCUCAGAAUGCAGGUUCAUAGUUCCCUCAAAUGAAGUUGCAGGUAGACAGGAUAGUGAAGAAGGUAUCAGAGAUAAUGGGAACUGUAGAUGCUGGAG